Paramuricea clavata is the source of this 2283-nucleotide messenger RNA. The record is from the annotation of a GenBank genome assembly. NCBI's taxonomy places the organism in Eukaryota, Metazoa, Cnidaria, Anthozoa, Malacalcyonacea, Plexauridae.
CUUCUGAGUUUCAAACCCCGUCUGCCCACGUAAUCCGCAGCAGGGGAUAUAAUGUAUUGUUACCCAAAUUUCUAUAUAUUCAAUUACUAACUCGGUAUUAUCAUGGCUACUGUAAGCGAAGGUCUGUGCAUUGAGGAUCUGGUUUGGAGUGAUGUAGAAUACAGCUUGGCAGGAUUUGUGGAGAACUUUCAAUUACCACAGAUCGUGCGUGUCGAAUCUGGUUAUUUUGGCGGUAGUGACAGUACAAGUCUUACCUCAGGGCAGGUUGUUCAACUACAUUGCGUUCGAAAGAUUAAAAAGUUUGCAUGUCAAGCUGCCGAUGGUAAAAGUGUUGCUCUUCCAUAUGCUUAUCCUAUCAAAUGUGUCGUAGAAAAUCGUGAAUUUUCAAAGAUAUCGGCUUUGCAAAUGAGCAUAUUGUCCGACCAAGUUAAAUUCAUUCUAACGCUAGGUGACUAUCAUAAUUCAAAAUCACCUAAUUCGAGUUCAUUCCAAGAGGGCGCGAUUCUAGAAAUUACUGGUGUGGAUGCCAAAGGAAAGAGUAUUCAAUGUAGAGAUGUUUCAACAACGAAAAAGAUAAAGUUCCAUUUCGAUUGCACGGCAAUGUUUUGUCCCUUGCGCGAUUGUAAUCAUUAUACAUUGGCUGAAGUGGUAGAAAAAUUCGAGAUACCGGUCAAAGUAAGGUUUCUACGACAAUCAUCCGAGGUGACUAUAGAUCCUAACUUGUCCAGUUUUGUUUCAAAUUUAAAGGAAGUAAGUAUUCUAGACGUGAUUGAACAGACGGUCGUUGUUAUGAAUACUGUUGGCGAAAACUCGAAGGAUGUUUGUUUAGAGAUAACAAAAGAUAUACCAGUUUAUGUCAGGGUUGCGCAGGAAUUCUUGGAAAACGAGGUCAUAUAUGUUCGAAUGGUCAAACACCUAGAUAGGCUGUUUAAUAAAUCGAGGUAUGAAGAUUAUGAGAACGUCGCUAGUGUAACAACACGAUACGAAUGUGCGUCAGUUGAUUACGAUGUCAACAACGAAGACUCGGAAUUUCGAUGCAGGAAGUUUGCGUAUCAACGACCUCCUGCAGCCUGUUUUCAACAGCUGGAGUCAAGUCCGAUUUCAAAAGCAAACACGACUUCAAUACGCAGCCUGGAAAACGCACAACCGACACAACAUCGGCGCGAAAGCUCGGAUGAGGAACCUGCCUAUUUGGAAACUAAAGAUUUAUGGCCUAUGAUAAAACCUCGAAAAUCAGACAGCGAGAUUAGCUAUAACCGCAAUGACACCCAAAAAGGCGACAAGACGGCUCUACCGGCUCACGACGAGGAACUUAUCUAUGUGGAAGUGACUGAUCCAAAGCCUGUAAAAACACUUCGAAAAUCGAAGAGUGAAAUUAACUACAACUACAGCAACGCCCAUAAAGACUGCAUUCCCAACAGAACUGGCGUCAAUAAGUCUCCACCGGUUCCUGUUAAACCUGUAAAAACACUUCGAAAAUCGAAGAGCGAAAUUAACUACAACUACAGCAACGCCCAUGAAGACUGCAUUCCCAACAGAACUGGCGUCAAUAAGUCUCCACCGGUUCCUGUUAAACCUGUAAAAACGCUUCGAAAAUCGAAGAGCGACGUCACUUGCAACCGUACUGGCAAUAAAGGACUGAUUCCUAGCCAAAUAGAGGAUGGGAAAGCUUUACCAGAUACUUGCAACCCUAAGCCACUUUUCGUAAGCAAAGAGGACCUUUUAAAUGAAAUUGAAAAGAGAAAAAUGCGGCGAAAAGAAAACAAAAAUGAUCAAGGUGCGGAAGCCGAUACGCCACGAACAACGAGGAACAUCACUCCGGACUUUCCUAACAAACAAGUUGCAAAGUUACCCGAGAAAAAACUACCUAGUAAAGUUUUAAGCACGCCAAAAACUGAUAAGUUGAACCAAUUAGCAUCACUUCAAGCAAAAACGUUGAAUAAUGACCAGCAAAACUCGGCCGAUGAAAUAUAUUAUGAACCGACAACAGUACGAAAUUCCGAUUCUGUUCUAAGGAUGUCGCCCGACUAUUUUCUAAGUUCGUCGCCAGCGAAAACCUGUGCAUUGCCAAAAAACUUAUCCGGGUUAAGCGUUAAAGAUGUCACGAAGAUACUGUGCGUGUUAGAUUUGGAGAGAUAUGCCGGUAUUUUUGAAGAAGAAUUAAUUGAUGGUGCUAUGUUGGAAAGUAUGGAUGAGGAGAUUUUAAAAUCGAUCGGAAUGAAUCCAUUUCAUGUUAAACGAAUGAUCAGAUUUAUUAAUGGAUGGAGACCUAAUAUACGUUGA